Carcharodon carcharias (great white shark) is the source of this 1148-nucleotide messenger RNA. RefSeq names its product zinc finger and SCAN domain-containing protein 2-like. Gene Ontology annotation, cellular component: nucleus. The transcript has a single exon. Gene Ontology annotation, biological process: central nervous system development; regulation of transcription by RNA polymerase II. The record is from RefSeq and is a predicted model, not a curated record. NCBI's taxonomy places the organism in Eukaryota, Metazoa, Chordata, Chondrichthyes, Lamniformes, Lamnidae. Bases 16 to 1134 code for a protein of 372 amino acids. Gene Ontology annotation, molecular function: RNA polymerase II cis-regulatory region sequence-specific DNA binding; DNA-binding transcription factor activity, RNA polymerase II-specific.
CACCGGAUUUUGACCAUGGAAGGAAAAAGCACCGUUCACAGUGAGAAGCCGUACACGUGUUUCAUGUGUGGACGAGGCUUCAGCCGAUCAUCUGGCCUCUCGAGGCACAAGUGCGGCCACAGUGGGGGGAAGCCAUGGAGAUGUGAAGACUGUGGGAAGGGAUCUGAAUCCCCGCCUGAGUUGGAAAGCCACCAGUGCAGCUGCCGCGGGGAGAGGCCAUUCACCUGCACCGAGUGCGGCAAGGGAUUCACCCGCUCGUCCCACCUGCUGACCCACCGGCGGGUCCACACCGGGGAGAGGCCGUUCACCUGCACCGAGUGUGGCAAGGGAUUCACCCGCUCGUCCCACCUGCUGACCCACCGGCGCACCCACACCGGGGAGAGGCCGUUCACCUGCACCGAGUGCGGCAAGGGAUUCACCCGGUCGUCCCACCUGCUGACCCACCGGCGCACCCACACCGGGGAGCGGCCGUUCACCUGCCCCGAGUGCGGCAAAGUCUUCGCCCAGUUACCCAACUUGCUGAGCCACCAGCGAGUUCAUAGCGACGAGAGGCCCUUUAAAUGCCCCGACUGCGGGAAGUGCUACAAAAGCUCCGGGGAGCUGAUGUCCCAUCAGCGCGUUCACACCGACGAGAGACCCUUCAGGUGCUCCCACUGCGGGAUUGGGUUCAGGCGCUCGUCCAACCUCACCCAACACCAGCGCACGCACACGGACGAGAGGCCAUUCCGGUGCUCUCUUUGCGGCACUGGGUUCAGGCGAUCGUCCGACCUCACGGUGCACCAGCGAGUCCACACCGGGGAGAGGCCCUUCACCUGCCCCGCGUGCGGGAGGAGGUUCAUCGAUUCGUCCAACCUGCAGAAACACCAGCGCAUUCACACUGGGGAGAGACUGUUUAAAUGCACAGACUGCGAGAAGUGCUAUAAAAGUUCGGGGGAACUGAUGUGCCACCAACGAGUUCACACCGACGAGAGGCCGUUCAGGUGCUCUCAGUGCGGGGCCGGGUUCAGGCGGUCAUUUCAACUCACUGUGCACCAGCGCACUCACACCGGGGAGAGGCCGUUCACCUGUACUGAGUGUGGGAAGGGAUUCACUCAGUCAUCCCACCUGCUGAGUCACCAGCGAGUUCACAACUAACCACAGUGGUUGGA